GCGACGGACGAACGUUGUCCCAAGUGCUCGCAUCCACGCGCUUACUUCAAACAAUUUCAAACUAGAUCCGCGGACGAGCCUAUGACUCUCUUUUACCGAUGUUGCAAUCACGAGUGUGGUCACACGUGGCGAGUCGACUAAAGCCCCAGAUAUUGUUUCCCGAGCAUCGAAGCAUGAUGAGUCCUUCUUCGAUGGGACCUAUGAAUGUUUACUUAAACAAAGCCAAAGAGGAAUUAAAAAUGCUACCAAAUCAGAAGCAUUGGUUUUGCAGCAGCACUCGGAGCAUUGCAAUGGCGGCGCAUCUGCUGCGGGAAGGUAAGAUAAUCGCUAUACCAACGGACACUGUGUAUGGUCUGGCUUGCGUGGCCUCUGACACGGACGCUGUUCAGCGGCUGUACGAGAUCAAAAAGCGGGACGAGACGAAACCAUUGGCGAUCUGCUUGAGCAACGUUAACGAGAUAGGCACGUGGGGUGUUACGGAUGACAUACCGUCUCGUCUGUUGGAGGAUCUGUUGCCCGGACCGUACACGAUGUGCUUGCGACGCACACCCGCUCUGAAUCCCGCUCUCAAUCCCGGCAUAGACACCGUGGGCAUCCGUGUGCCCAACAACAAGUUUGUACGGUGUGUCGCAAAACUCGUCGGUCCUCUCGCGCUCACCAGUGCCAACGUCAGCAGCGAGCCGAGCAGUCUGCAGCCGGAAGAGUUUAGCGUCCUGUGGCCGCAACUCGAUGGCAUCUUUCAUGGCCAGAUGAAUUCCAAGAAACAGGUCGAUCGCCGCCGUGUUGGCUCAACCGUGGUGGAUCUGUCGGAACCGGGUUAUUAUCAUAUUGUGCGCAGAGGGAUCGGGCUUAAUAUAAUAAUCGGAACAUUAAAAAAAUUCGGAUUGAAGGACGUUACCGCGCAGCAACAGCCAUCUGCUCAGCUGAGCACAGGGUAAAAGUGACUUUUUGUACAUACGGUUGGGUGAAAAAUAAUUCUCGGGGAACUGCGUGAUUUUGUUGUUGAUUUGCUGUAUUACCAUAAUAUAAGUGGAAAUUUCAAUGUACAACAGUGUUUAUAAAUACAAGACCACAUGGAUCAGCAGACAAGUUUCUUGAUGAAAUUGUUUUACAUCCGGUAGACUUAAUGUUGUCAACUAUUCUUCUCUUAUCAAAUUUUUUACCCAAAAUUCACUUGAGUGAUAAUAAAAAUAGUUUUUACUUAACAUUUGUUUUUAUGUCACUAACGCUGUUCCAUUACUACCUCCGGUGUACGAUUCUGUAAACAGGAAGUUUACAUUCGAGACCAUAUUUUUGAUGUUUUUUGAAUAAAGGGAUAUAUUGCUCUCACUCACAA
Molecule: messenger RNA, 1336 nt
Organism: Pseudomyrmex gracilis
Lineage: Eukaryota; Metazoa; Arthropoda; Insecta; Hymenoptera; Formicidae
Gene: Tcs1
Product: yrdC domain-containing protein, mitochondrial
Exons: 2
Coding region: 99-938 (279 amino acids)
Biological process (GO): regulation of translational fidelity
Cellular component (GO): cytoplasm
Molecular function (GO): double-stranded RNA binding; nucleotidyltransferase activity; tRNA binding
Source: RefSeq, a predicted model, not a curated record